AUGGCGUUGAAGAACAGGUGGAUCCGUCCCGUUUGCACGCACGCGCCAGCCAGCCAUCCAGCCAGCCAGCCAUCCAGCCAGCCAGCCAUCCAGCCAGCCAUCCAGCCAGCCAGCCAGCCAGCCAGCCAGCCAGCCAGCCACUCUCCUUUCACCUUUAUGGGGAACCAGAUGGAGAAACGGACUCAUUUAAAUUACGUCGGGGUGCCCACAUCGGACCCGAAUGGUUUUGAGCCGGACGUCGACGACGGCCCGCGCAUCGGCGUCUCUUACAUUUUCUCCAACGACGGCGGCGGGGACGACGACGACGAUGACGACGACGACGACCAUUCGGAGCCGUUCCCGCCGGAGGAGCACCUCGCCAAGGACCAAGAGAAGGCUUUCCAACCCGAAGACGAGCUGGAGUGUUCGCUUUACUUCCGAGAGGAGUGCAUUUUCCAGAGGAACACCGGAACGGUGACCCACUCCGCGGAGAGUCUACUCAACAAGUGCAGCCCCGGAGACGUGCUGGAGUUCGUGGCCACGGGACAGUACCCGCACUGGGCCGUCUACGUGGGCGACUUCCAGGUGGUUCACUUGCACCGAGCCGAGAUCAAGAACGGCUUCCUCACCGACGUGAGCCAGGGCAAGAGAGGGCGCAUCGUCAACGGCCUUUACCGCUACCGUGCGCUCCAGCCGCAGGUGAUUGUGCGCAACGCCGUGGACCACGUGGGCUCCAAGGACCGAGAACUGUACUGGAGGAACUCGGAGUGCUUUGCGGCCUGGUGUCGCUUCGGGCGGAGAGAGUUCAAAAUGGGAGGGGAGAUCAGGAUCGGAAAACAGCCUUAUCGCUUCCAAAUGCACUUUUCCGACAAAAAGAGCCACGUCCUGGAGUUCCAGUGCCUGGAGGACGUGAUUAUGGAGCGCAGGAGGAAUGAGCAAAUUGGCAAGAAUGCUGUGAUGCAAGAACUGGCCACUCACCUCAACACAGCUGCAGCAGAAGCAGCGCAGGACUUUCAAGAGGAGCCUUGAGGCGGCGACUGAACCAAGCGCUUUUCUUGCCAUUUCUAUUGGUUGACAACACACACACACACACACACACACAGCAGGUGGAGUCACAAUUGUUUGCAUUAACCCUCCUCAGAAGAUUCCAUUUGACUUUUGUAAGCCACAGAAGCAGCUGCAAAAAAGCCAUCCUCAAUAGCACGCCCUUCUAUUUCUCAUGAUGGUUCACUCAAAAAGCCAGCGUCAGUAUCACACACACACACUUGUAUUUUUCUCUCUUUGUAGCUUCAUGAUGGAUCACCUCUCCUCUUUUAUCGAGUGGUGCCAUACAAUGUCUAUUUUUUGUCACGUUUUCAAUAUCUAAAUGGUGAAAAGAAACAAAUGAAAAGCAUUCAAAGGUCCAGGAUGAAGAACAUUUGCAAGACAACACGUGAUACAUGAGCUAUAGCCCCCAAUUUCGGAGGCCUCCAAAGGAAUGACUUUCAAUACGUGCGGCAGUUUGUUUGGUGAGUGCUGUUAGUUUGAGGCAACACUAUGAAUUGUAUUUGUGUGGAAGGGCUUGUCACAAAAGAUUGAUUUCCUUUUCAUUCGACAGCCAAACGUGCUUAUUCCUGUGAACUUUGGUUUGAUCUGCCAAAGGUAUGAAUAAUAAAUAUAAAUACAUCUCCUCAUUGUUUCUAUCCAAUCAUGGCACACAGCUUGAAGUGCUCUUUGGCUCCGUGAAUGUCGACAGUGUUUGCAGCCAUGACUUACGUAGCACUUUUACGUUUGAUUCCAAUUGUGUUUGUAUGAAGAAAGCUGAAAAUAAAUCUAUAUUUGAUCAACA
Molecule: messenger RNA, 1807 nt
Organism: Syngnathus typhle (broad-nosed pipefish)
Lineage: Eukaryota; Metazoa; Chordata; Actinopteri; Syngnathiformes; Syngnathidae
Product: protein LRATD2-like
Exons: 1
Coding region: 1-1008 (335 amino acids)
Source: RefSeq, a predicted model, not a curated record